Messenger RNA from Phasianus colchicus (ring-necked pheasant), 2808 nucleotides. RefSeq names its product sodium/hydrogen exchanger 2-like. The record is from RefSeq and is a predicted model, not a curated record. Gene Ontology annotation, cellular component: plasma membrane. Lineage: Eukaryota; Metazoa; Chordata; Aves; Galliformes; Phasianidae. Gene Ontology annotation, biological process: proton transmembrane transport; regulation of intracellular pH; potassium ion transmembrane transport. Gene Ontology annotation, molecular function: sodium:proton antiporter activity; potassium:proton antiporter activity.
UCCAUCCACCCAGCACAGCUCUGUAUUCAGCACAAGAAAGAUGACUGCUUUGAAUAACUAAUUGGAAUUGGUGAUUAUCAGCAGCAUUGCUGCCAGUGUUGGGCUACAGACGAGGAGUCUGGUGAAACGCAGCAAGGUGGGCCCACUUCUGGCUGCUGCUGUGCCAUGUAGAAGCUGCAGAGGCCUGCAGCUGGUGCCCGAGGCAGCUGAAGGGUCGGCCCAUUUGGGCACGUGGCCCUGAAGAGCACGGAUCUCCAGCAGGUCUCCCAUCCGGGAGCUGAUGGGCAGGGAGGAGAGCAGGCUGAGGGCUGAGCUCUGUGGCGAGAACAGGAGCAGCCGCGACCAAAUACAUGCAGUGGACAGCCCUGGGGCUGAUGGAGAGGCAGAGGGCAGGGAGCAAGGGUACAGCCACUGUCCUGGCUGCCCUGCUCUCCUCCUUCCUGCAAGCUGCCGGGGUGGGAGCCCUGCACAGUUCUCUGGUGGCAGAGAAUGGCAGCUGGGCUGCUGAGGAAGCACAGGGCAAUGCGUCUAUGGAGCACACGUUUUUCUCUCUGGAUUAUCAGCAUGUCCAAGUCCCCUUCGAAAUCACGCUCUGGAUCAUGCUUGCAUCCUUGGCCAAAAUAGCAUUUCACCUAUACAAUAAGCUGCCUUCUGUGGUCCCAGAAAGCUGUUUAUUGAUAUUUGUGGGACUCAUCAUGGGGGGCAUCAUCUACGGCCUGAACGACAAGUCACCUCCUGUCAUGGACAGCGAUAUCUUCUUCCUCUACCUGCUGCCACCCAUCGUCCUCGACGCAGGGUACUUCAUGCCCAGCCGCCCUUUUUUUGAGAACAUCGGCACCAUCCUCCUCUACGCGGUGGUGGGGACAAUAUGGAACGUGUUUGGGAUCGGCUUUUCGCUCUAUGGCAUCUGCCAAGUGAGAGCUUUUGGGCUGCGGGACGUGUCGCUGCUCCACAACCUGCUUUUCGGCAGCCUGAUUGCAGCAGUUGACCCCGUGGCCGUGCUGGCAGUGUUUGAGGAGAUCCACGUCAACGAGAAGCUGCACAUCCUGGUCUUUGGCGAGUCGCUCCUGAAUGAUGCGGUGACCGUGGUGCUCUACAAGCUGUUUCGAUCAUUCUGUGAAAUGCCAGCCAUCAAAACGGUGGAUGUGUUCGCCGGAGUUGGAAAAUUCUUUGUGGUUGGGAUUGGGGGAGUGUUGGUAGGUCUUACCUUUGGGAUGACCUCUGCCUUUACCACGCGAUUCACCAAGGACAUCCGUGUCAUCGAGCCGCUCUUUGUCUUCCUGUACAGUUACCUUUCCUACCUCACCGCAGAGAUGUUUCACCUCUCUGGCAUUGUGGCCAUCAUUGCUUGUGCCAUGGGCAUGAAACGUUAUGUGGAGGCCAACAUCUCCCUGAAGUCCCACACCACGGUCAAAUACUUCAUGAAGAUGUGGAGCAGUGUUAGUGAUACCCUCAUCUUCAUCUUUCUUGGAGUGUCUACCAUUGGAGAAAAUCACGAGUGGAACUGGCCAUAUAUUUUCUUCACUGUCAUUUUCUGUCUGAUUUGGAGAGCACUAGGGGUUCUGGUGCUGACCUUCUUUGUGAACAGAUUUCAUGUGAACACCGUCACCAGCAAGGACCAAUUCAUCAUUGCCUAUGGGGGGCUCCGUGGCGCCAUUUGCUUCUCUUUGGUCUUCUUGCUUCCUGACUUUCGCAGAAAGAAGCUCUUCAUUGCAGCAACCACUGUGGUGAUCCUCUUCACUGUGUUUGCACAGGGAAUGACCAUCCGCCCUCUUGUAGACUUGUUGCAUGUCAAGAGGAAAAGAGAGAGUGCUCCCACGGUGGGUGAGCAGAUUCACAUUCGGUUCUUGGAUCACUUGCUGGCUGGCAUAGAAGAUAUAUCUGGACACUGGGGACAGUAUUACUGGAAAGACAAGUUGGAGUAUUUCAACAGCAAAUAUCUGCAGAAGUUCCUGCUCCGAGAAUACGACCAGCCCAAAUCAAGCAUUGUGCUUCUCUACGAAAAGCUGGAGCGGAAGCACGCCAUCGAGCUGGCAGAAGCAGGGCAGCUGGGCCAUGCCCCAUCUCACCCAUCCUUGCUUAACAGUGACAGGACUGUCAUCUCAGAGAAGAAAUCGGAGGAUGCUUUGUGUCCGGAUGGUCUGGAAGACAUACAGGAAAUACUGGCAAGGAACUUGUACAGAAUCAGGAGAACGGGCCCGGCAUACAGCAGGCACACGCUGCCCGGCGAGACGGAGCCUGUGGAGCAGGCCCAGGAGAUCCUCAUCCUGCAGCGCCGCAGCCUGCGGGUGGAUGCAAGUGGGAGCGAUGGGAUCAGCCCCAGGAAGGAGAAGGAGGGCUCUUCCCUGGUGCGGGGUGACUCCGAUGUGCAGCCCCGGCUGUGCCGCUCCCUCACUGUGGAGGAUGCAGAGAAGGUUCGGGCUGUGAAGCAGAACCGGUCGCAGUCUGUGUGUGUGAUCCCUGCCCACAGCAAGCAGGAAGGAGCAGGGAAAGAGAUGGCUUCGGAUAUGUGAUGCUGCUGGCUGCGUCUCACUGCUUUGCGGGUGUCCAUAAUACAGUCUGCUUUCUUUUCUUUUUCUCUUUUUUUGAGUCUCUCUCUCUCUCUUUUUUUUUUUUGUAAUGGUGACCAGCAACAUGAUCUUAAUGUAAAUAAGAUGCGUAUUGAAAAGGACAGCAUGAGCAUGGACUAUGCAAAAAAAUUCUCAGUGAUCUCCAUCACAUCAUGCUCUCGUUGUGCAGCACUAUGUUUUGAAAGGGAGGCGAGGAAAAGGCCAAUAUUGGAUAUUAGGAAAAACUUAUUCUCAGAAA